This is a messenger RNA of Glarea lozoyensis ATCC 20868, 1272 nucleotides long. RefSeq lists its product as uncharacterized. The transcript is spliced from 2 exons. The record is from RefSeq and is a predicted model, not a curated record. Lineage: Eukaryota; Fungi; Ascomycota; Leotiomycetes; Helotiales; Helotiaceae. Bases 1 to 1272 code for a protein of 423 amino acids. Gene Ontology annotation, cellular component: plasma membrane.
AUGUCACUUAAAGAACUUGUCAAGACGAGAACACAGGUUUUACUACUACUGAUCUCUAGUCUCACUCACGCACAAGAUACGACGGAUACGACGAGUACACUCUCUUUGACGACAACUCUACCACCGACAACUACCACCUCAAUCGUGUCUGUACUCCCACCAACUGCGGUCCCGAGUUCGAACUCGUACACUCUGCUCGGAUGUUACAAUGAGGUACCUCUCGAGAAUGGUAAUCUGGCAGUGGGAGCUGCAGGCGAAUAUUUGGUUCCAUCUAUCGUACCAGAGAAUUUCACGGCCCCAACAUGUCUCGCUGCCUGUGAAGGAUCCUUGGCCCCAGAAGGGCAGGGAAACUAUACUUAUGCAGCUCUGGAGAACUCAAGAGAAUGCUUCUGCGGAUUAUCCCUUUCAAACACUUCCACACCUGUCGACUCACUGAAUUGCGCAUCUCCCUGCGCCGGCGACUCAAAUACCAGCUGUGGAGGCUUCGGUUACCUCACCCUCUACCAACUCACGGCCACCCUCUCCACCUCAAACCUCACAAUCCCCAACACAACCACCCCGGCCAAUUCAACGACCUCUCCAAUAACCCCCGCAUCCACCUCCCAGCCCUCAAACACCGGUCUCUGGAUCGGCAUAUCCUUCGGUCUCCUCGCCCUCAUCCUACUCAUAGCCCUCCUCCUCUACUUCGAAAACCGCCACUACCUUGCCCACCACCUUGGGCCUCCACCAUUCUCACCCCACCAAACUCGUCUUCCUCGUCUCCCCUUCGUAAGACCAAAUCGCGAGUCUUAUCUCAAUACAGCCUAUACCGCUACCGUACCCGAGACCAUAAGCGAGAAAAAGGGCCCCGAAAGACGGAGUACAUUGGAAGCGUGGAAAUCAGGCACGGUGCUACCGCCGCCGAUACUGGAACCCGUAUUUCUGGGAGGUGCGCUGGACGAGGAAGCACAGAUGCCGGUGCGGCGGGAGAGUCUCUACAGACCAGAAUAUAAUGCGCAGGUUAGUUUUAGGGAUGUGGCGUUUGCGAGUGUGGAGGAUGGGACGAAUCAGGCUGGUAAGGGUGAAGUAGAAAAUGGUCAGAGGGACCAGGAAGGAGAGGCUGGCGGGAGAGAAGGAAAGAGUUGGUUAGAUGCUGACGAGGUAGAGAAUGGACAAACGAAUUCGGAUAAACCGUCACGCGAUGAACAUCUCCAGCCGGAAACGACUUCGAAGCGAAAUUCUGUCGUGUCGAAUAUGUCGAGGAAUUCGAAGGUUGUGGAGGAUGUGGGAUGA